This is a messenger RNA of Mitosporidium daphniae, 1044 nucleotides long. RefSeq names its product cofactor-APC complex of cell division cycle 20-like protein 1. NCBI's taxonomy places the organism in Eukaryota, Fungi, Microsporidia. The transcript is spliced from 4 exons. Gene Ontology annotation, cellular component: membrane. The record is from RefSeq and is a predicted model, not a curated record. The coding region runs from base 1 to 1044 and encodes 347 amino acids.
AUGCUUUUGUUGAGAGCCCCCAAAUUUGCUUCGUCAGCGACAACAGCAAGCGCCUUCGGUUAUCCUUCCAAACUAUGCAAAGCCUUUUAUAGCUACGGAUAUGCGCCAAACUUUUAUGUCGGAUCAUAUAGCCUUCCGAUGAACACGGUAGUUAAAUUUGUCCCCCAGCAGCAAGCAUGGGUUGUGGAACGAUUUGGUAAAUUCUCCCGCAUCCUUGAUCCCGGACUUGCAAUCCUAUUUCCGUUCAUAGAUCGCAUUAGGUAUGUCAAGACCCUUAAAGAGGUUGCUGUAGAGAUCCCCACACAAUCGGCCAUUACUCAAGACAAUGUCACCAUCACCAUUGACGGGGUUCUGUAUUAUCGUAUAUUUGAUCCAUACAAGGCCUCCUAUGGAAUUGAGGAUGCUGACUUCAGCAUCAGCCAAUUAGCCCAGACCACCAUGAGGUCUGAAAUUGGCCAAAUGUCUUUGGAUCGUACGCUGGCAGAGCGCUCUCAGCUAAACCAUAAUAUAACGCAAGCUAUAAACGAAGCUGCGGAAGCAUGGGGCAUAAAAUGCCUACGAUAUGAGAUUCGCGACAUUCAUCCGCCUGAUUCCGUUGUCAAAGCCAUGCAUUCGCAGGUUUCUGCGGAGCGCCAGAAGCGAGCGCUAAUCCUGGAGUCUGAAGGCCAAAGACAGUCCGAAAUUAACGUUGCAGAAGGAAAGAAACAGGCCCAGAUUUUGGCUUCCGAAUCUAAUCAAAUAGAGCAGAUUAACCAUGCCACCGGUGAGGCUGAAGCCAUCCUCUUACGAGCCCGAGCCACUGGCGCAGGGAUCGAAGCUAUUGCUGGCGUAUUAAAGAGCACCAACGUAGAUGGAAACAGUGCCGUCUCUCUGAUUAUCGCAGAGAAAUAUAUGGAUGCAUUUGGAUCGCUCGCUAAAUCUUCUACGACACUGAUGCUUCCCGGCGGCGCCUCCUCGCCAACUUCAGAUCCGGCUAGCUUUGUUGCUCAGGCAAUGGCCGUCUAUAACAAUGUCAAGAAUGCCUCGCCCUCGAGCAAGAGUUAA